Ophidiomyces ophidiicola is the source of this 1665-nucleotide messenger RNA. RefSeq lists its product as uncharacterized. The coding region runs from base 1 to 1665 and encodes 554 amino acids. NCBI's taxonomy places the organism in Eukaryota, Fungi, Ascomycota, Eurotiomycetes, Onygenales, Onygenaceae. Gene Ontology annotation, molecular function: DNA-binding transcription factor activity, RNA polymerase II-specific; RNA polymerase II cis-regulatory region sequence-specific DNA binding. The transcript has 2 exons. The record is from RefSeq and is a predicted model, not a curated record. Gene Ontology annotation, biological process: regulation of DNA-templated transcription.
AUGGAUAGAAAAAGAAAGGCUAUAGAUGAGGGCCAAUCUCGGUCGAACAAGCUGCAGAAAUCAGUUCCAACAGACUGUUCUGGUGGAGAUUACAGUGACCAUGUGUCCGAUGCUGAAUCCGUUUCCUCCUACUACCUGAGUGACAAUAGCGACGGGUGUCAGAGCCAAUCGAAAACACCCAUCACUCCUUAUUCUCCAGCGGCAUCGAUACGAUAUCCCUCGGACCGCAAAACACAUUGCUGUCCGUAUGAAAACUGCAGCAAAGCUUUUAAUCGACCUGCUCGACUAGCGGAGCAUAUGAGAUCACAUACAAACGAGCGCAUUUUCACUUGUGAAUACGAUGGCUGCGACAAAACAUUCCUCCGAGCGUCUCAUCUCAACCACCAUGUCAAGAGCGCACAUACCUUGGUUCGAGACUAUGUAUGUGAUCGGGAAGGAUGUGGAAAAACAUUCGUAACAGGAUCAAGAUUACGAAGACAUCUAGCAGCGCAUGAAGGACGAGAUAAAUACCGAUGCGUGGAAUAUCCGCCAUGUGGUGAGACAUUCCGAAAACACUCAACGCUGCAGAAGCAUGUUACAAUGGUUCAUCUAAAGCAGAAGCCCUUUCCGUGCCCGUAUAUUGACCCUGUAACUGGAAAACAAUGCCCACAGGGCUUCGAUACCGCCGGCCACCUUCGAGCCCACCAGGGAAGAAUUCAUGGCGGAGCUCGGUUUACUUGUAUGGAAUGUCUAAAUUCGUUGGCUGGGGCUAGUUCGAUACCAGAAGAAGAGCCUCUAGUAAGUGGAAAAUACAGCUUUCCAACCUACGCUUUACUUCAAACUCAUAUUCGAUCCGCCCAUCCUCCAAUUUGCCCUGAGUGCUCGCUCGCUUGCUCUUCAUCGAGGGAACUACGACGUCAUAUGGAAAUAGCGCACUCCAAUCUAUCUCUUGAAGAAAGACGUGUGCAUCCGUGCGAAUAUCCCAAUUGCGGGCGUAGUUUCACUAAGAAAGGAAAUCUAAAUGUGCAUGUUAAAACGGUGCACGAGGGCGAAAAACGAUUUAUCUGUGGUGAAACAGAUCUCUCCACGUCCAAAUACCUAGAGGCCUGGACUGGCCAAGAUGCCUGUGGAAAAAGAUAUGGAAGCAAACUUGCCCUCGAAGAGCAUGUUCGAACCUCACACUUAGGCCUUAAGAAUGUAAAGGUGGAACGAAGGGAGCAAAUGGGUUUGACAGCAAUAUUGAAAUCAAGAUCUACGGUCCCAUCGAAGUUAGCACUACUUACUGGCGAUGGCUACACUGAGGAAUCGGGUCGACAUAUUCCAUGCUUGAUCGAGGGGUGCCAGUAUCUUUUCCGUCGUGAUUAUGACCUUUGGCUUCACAUGGAAGCAAAACAUGCACUGCAAGAGAAUGAUAUACAGAUCCUUUUCAUGCGGCGGGCGAUGUAUGGUGGCAAUCAUUGCUUUAAUCUCAAUUUUGAUUCGCUUCAGGUUGACAUUCAAGCUCCUGGGGUGGAAUCGAGCUAUCAAGAUGGUGUCGGCGGUGAUUUUUUUCUACAGGAUACCAAUUUAUUUGAUGGUCAACCCCUCCCAGAUGAAAGUGGCGACAGGAUUAUGACGAAUUAUGAUGAUGAUGAUUGUCUAGAGGCUAUUGACCCUCUGUUAGAAUAUACGAUAGCUCAACAAUAA